Molecule: messenger RNA, 536 nt
Organism: Lynx canadensis (Canada lynx)
Lineage: Eukaryota; Metazoa; Chordata; Mammalia; Carnivora; Felidae
Gene: TIMM8B
Product: translocase of inner mitochondrial membrane 8 homolog B
Exons: 2
Coding region: 5-301 (98 amino acids)
Source: RefSeq, a predicted model, not a curated record
GCGCAUGCGUACACACGCUCGUAAGAAGGCCGGGAGUUCGAGGUGGACGAUGGCGGAGCUGGGUGAGGCGGACGAAGCGGAGUUGCAGCGCCUGGUGGCAGCCGAACAGCAGAAAGCGCAGUUCACCGCACAGGUGCAUCACUUCAUGGAGCUAUGCUGGGAUAAAUGUGUGGAGAAGCCAGGGAAUCGCCUAGACUCUCGCACUGAAAACUGCCUCUCUAGCUGUGUGGACCGCUUCAUUGACACUACUCUUGCUAUCACCAGUCGCUUUGCCCAGAUUGUACAGAAAGGAGGGCAAUAGGCCAUCCCUUGGGAGAAUGACUGAAGAAACAAAGGACUUGUUAGAGCAGAUUGAUGGGCCACUGGGGGAAGGUCGGCAGCCCGUUGUCAGGUGAACUUGAGGCUGUUACCAAGCCUGUUGGUGCUUAAAAAGUCACAGAUCAAAUGUUCAAAAAGUGAAAUUUAUUUAUUUGGAAUUCAGAAAUUCCAUGUUGUAUCACAACAGUUGCUCAAUAAAUGUGAAUUCUCCAACUCUU